Molecule: messenger RNA, 1893 nt
Organism: Thyridium curvatum
Lineage: Eukaryota; Fungi; Ascomycota; Sordariomycetes; Thyridiales; Thyridiaceae
Exons: 4
Coding region: 1-1893 (630 amino acids)
Biological process (GO): L-leucine biosynthetic process
Cellular component (GO): mitochondrion
Molecular function (GO): 2-isopropylmalate synthase activity
Source: RefSeq, a predicted model, not a curated record
AUGCCUAUGCUGAAGGAUCCUUCCAAGAAGUACCGGGCUUUUCCGCCUGUGCAUCUGCCCGACCGGCAAUGGCCCUCCAAGACCAUCACCAAAGCCCCGCGAUGGCUGUCGACCGAUCUCAGAGAUGGCAACCAGAGCCUGGUCGACCCCAUGAACGGCGAUGAGAAGUGGCAAUACUUCAAGAUGCUCUGCGAGCUCGGCUACAAGGAGAUCGAGGUAUCCUUCCCCUCGGCCUCUCAAACCGAUUUCGACUUCACGAGGCGCCUGAUCGAGACCCCUGGUGUCGUUCCCGACGAUGUCUACCUCCAAGUCCUGUCCCCCUGCCGCGAGGACCUCAUCCGGCGCACCGUCGAGUCCGUCAAGGGCGCAAAGAACGCCAUUAUCCACAUCUACCUUGCCACCAGCGAGUGCUUCAGGAGGAUAGUCUUUGGCUUCACCGAGGAGGAGAGCAUCGAGCUCGCCACUAAGUGUGCCAAGCUGGUGCGCUCCCUGACCAAGGACGACCCGUCCCAGCAGGGCACCAACUGGUCCUUCGAGUUCAGCCCCGAGACCUUUUCCGACACAGGCACCGACUUCGCCAUCAAGAUCUGCGAGGCCGUCAAGGCCGCCUGGGAGCCGACUGCCGAGAACCCCAUCAUCUUCAACCUGCCCGCCACCGUCGAGAUGGCAACGCCCAACGUAUACGCCGACCAGAUCGAGUACUUCUCCCGCAACAUCUCGGAGAGGGAGAAGAUCUGCAUCUCGCUGCACCCUCACAACGACCGAGGCUGCGCUGUAGCCGCGGCAGAGCUGGCCCAGAUGGCUGGAGCAGACCGAGUCGAGGGCUGCCUGUUCGGCAAUGGAGAGCGCACAGGGAACGUCGACCUGGUCACUCUGGCCCUGAACCUCUACACCCAGGGCAUCACGCCAAACAUCGACUUCUCCGACCUGCAAAGGGUCAUCGGGGUUGUCGAGAUCUGCAACAAGAUCCCGGUCCACCCUCGUGCCCCCUAUGGUGGUUCCCUGGUCGUUUGCGCCUUCAGCGGUUCCCACCAGGACGCUAUCAAGAAGGGCUUUCAGCUGCGGCAGCAGGAGAACAAGGAGUACGACGACUACUGGCAGGUGCCAUACCUGCCUCUGGAUCCCAAGGAUAUCGGACGAGACUACCAGGCGGUCAUCCGUGUCAACUCCCAGAGCGGCAAGGGCGGUGCUGCCUGGAUCAUUCAGCAGUACCUCUACCUCGACCUGCCUCGUGGUCUGCAGGUCGAGUUCAGCCGGACCGUGCAAAAGGUGGCCGACGAGCGCAGCCGCGAACUCCUGCCCGUGGAGAUCACGGAUCUGUUCGAGCAGACAUACUUCCUCAAGGAGAACCCACGGUUCAGCCUGGUCGACUACGAGAUCAAGCCUGAUCGCUCGCAGAGCCCUGCCCCGCCGGCCGCGGGCAAGACUCAAGACACCAGGAAUCUGAGGCGUGUAUUUGAUGGUGUCAUCUCCGUCGGCGGCAAGGAGUACAAGCUGUCGGGCCGUGGCAACGGUCCCAUCUCGUCUCUGGCCAACGCCCUGCGGUCCGUUGGCGUCGACCUCGAGGUCAACGACUACAAGGAGCACUCCAUUGGUCGUGGUCGGGACGUCAAGGCUGCUACGUACAUCGAGUGCACGGCGGCGGGAAGCAACCAGAAGGUGUGGGGUGUGGGUAUCCACGAGGAUGUUGUCCUCAGUUCCCUGCACGCUAUGCUGAGUGCUGCUAGCAACUUUGUCGUCAGCCGACCCGGCAGCCCUCAGCUGUCUCGCCCAUCGGCGCCUGCCGCUGAUGGCCAGGGCGAGGUCAACCCCGAGCUGCAGCCGAGCACCAAUGGGACUGCCAAGAAGGGCGAUCUGAUUAGCGCUCUGGACGCCCAGGCCGACGAGAUGUAA